GGUGGCUACGGCCAGUACAACCCUUAUGGCGAGCAGGGCUACAACCAGAACCCCUACAACCAGGCCAAUGACGUGGAGCAGGGCCAGGGCAAUGGCACCUACGAGAUGAACGCGAUCGCCGAGCAGCCGGCCGACCCCACCACGCUGCUGAACAAGUGCAGAGAGAUCAACGAUGGGAUCGCAGACCUGAAGGCCAAACGCGAGGGCCAGCUCGCGGCCGCCCAGAACGCGAUGCUCGACUCCAGCACCGGGAAGGAGGACCAGGUCGCCCGCCAGACUCUGGACUACAUCGAGGACGAGAUCAACAACGGCUUCCGCUACCUCCGUGACCUGAUGAAGAAGAUCAAGCAGACUCCGGGCUCGGGAGACAACCGCGUCCAGACCCAGGUCGACGUCACCAGCCGCAACCUCCGCCGCGAGAUCGAACAGUACCAGCGGAGCCAGUCCGACUUCCAGAAGCGCUUGCGGGAGCAGGUUCGCCGCCGUUACGAAAUCGCCAACCCCGAGGCGACUCCCGAGGAGAUCGAGCAGGGUGUCGACAGUGUGCUGUUGGGCCAGGAGCAGAGCUUCCAGGUUACUGGUAGCCGUACCCGGCAGGCCAACGAUGCCCGACAGGCCGCUAUGGAGCGGUCGGCCGCCAUUCGCAAGAUUGAGCAGGAUAUGAUCGAGCUGAGCCGUCUGUACCAGGAGGUUGCGGAGCUCGUUGAAAUACAGGAGCCGCAUGUGAAUCAGAUCAGCCAGGACGCGGAGAACGUUGCCGGCAAUGUCGCACAGGCAAAUACCCAGAUCACGGAAGCGAUUGCCAGCGCUCGCCGGGCGAGAAAGUGGAAGUGGUAUGCCCUGCUUAUCAUCAUCCUCAUCAUUGCUAUCGUCGUCGGUGUUGCCGUCGGUGUCACCCAAGCAAACAAGGCUUCCAAGUGA
Molecule: messenger RNA, 921 nt
Organism: Aspergillus homomorphus CBS 101889
Lineage: Eukaryota; Fungi; Ascomycota; Eurotiomycetes; Eurotiales; Aspergillaceae
Product: syntaxin
Exons: 4
Biological process (GO): vesicle fusion; intracellular protein transport; exocytosis
Cellular component (GO): endomembrane system; SNARE complex; plasma membrane
Molecular function (GO): SNARE binding; SNAP receptor activity
Source: RefSeq, a predicted model, not a curated record